AAAUUCCUUAAGUAAAAUUCGGGAGAAAAAUAUACUUUUUCUUUUUCGCUUAUUCCACAGAAGUUAUUUACUUUUAGGCAUAUUCUUUAACGAUAAUAUUCUGAUUCGGCAUCCCAUUUCCCCCGUACAGUCGGCACUUUGCACGCCAAUCGCAACCACAAACCGCCGAGAUAUUUUAGAAACAGAGACGCCGUUGUCCCGGGCGGUUAAUUAGAGCGUCAUUAGGGUUAGCGGACUAUGGAGUCUUUACAACGGAGAGUAGAAUCAUGGAUCAGAGGCCAAAAAUCAAAGAUCCUGAAAAUCACGUGGCCACAGCAGUGGAAAAUGGUUGUGCGGUGGCCUUGGGCGGAUGACAGAGAGCAGAGGAAACUGAUUCAGGAAGAGUACGAGAGAAGGAAGAAGCAACUUCAGGAACUCUGUCUUGCUGUUAAGGCUGAAUCUGUUGCUGAUUUGCAGGAUAUCCUUUGUUGCAUGGUGCUCUCUGAAUGUGUAUAUAAGAGACCUGCUGCUGAAAUGGUGCGGGCAGUGAAUAAAUUUAAGGCUGACUUUGGAGGAGAAGUUGUUUCCUUAGAGCGCGUUCAACCUUCUUCGGAUCAUGUUCCACAUAGGUAUCUUUUGGCGGAAGCAGGAGAUACAUUAUUUGCUUCCUUUAUUGGGACCAAGCAAUAUAAGGAUGUCAUGGCUGAUGUGAAUAUAUUUCAAGGUGCCUUAUUCCAUGAGGAUGCUGUUGAAGAUAUUCAUGGACUUGAAUCUAUGGAGUCUGGUCAGGUGGACACUCAAAGGAGCAACAUAGAGAAUCAUUCUAAACUUUUGGAAUCUAAAACUAAGCCAACGAAGUUGACUCCAAAACCUGCUGCACAUAGGGGUUUCAUGGCACGUGCUAAAGGCAUACCCGCUCUGGAGCUGUACAGGCUUGCCCAGAAAAAGAAACGCAAACUAGUAUUAUGUGGCCAUUCACUUGGUGGAGCAGUAGCCGUCUUAUCAACCCUUGCGAUUCUGAGAGUUUUUGCUGCUUCAUCGAAAGAGAAUGAGAAAGUUCAGGUGAAGUGUAUCACCUUUUCCCAACCACCAGUCGGAAAUGCUGCAUUGAGAGAAUAUGUGAAUGGAAAAGGUUGGCAGCAUUAUUUCAAAACCUACUGCAUUCCAGAAGAUUUGGUGCCGCGCAUCUUAUCUCCUGCUUAUUUUCAUCAUUAUAAUGCACGGUCUCUGCCAAUACCUUCUGAUGGUGGAGCUUCAUUAUCCACGUCAACAUCUAGUGAAUUGUCGCUACUGAAGCAGAAAACUGAAAAAGCAAAAGAUAAUGAAGGAGAGCAGCUGGUGCUGGGUGUAGGUCCAGUGCAGAAUUCCUUUUGGAGGCUUUCAAGGCUUGUGCCCUUAGAGGGUGUUAGAAAGCAGUUGUAUAGAUACAGAGGAAAGAAAGUUGAACCUCUUGAGACAUCUACUACUGAUUCUGUUUCAAUGCCAUCGGUCAAUGAUAUAACUAAUACCCCUCAGUCUCUUGAAAUUCAAGAAGGUUCUGAUGGCAUUUCUCUCCGACCAUUACCUACGGAUGAAGACAUUACUGGUGAAGAUAAAAUGGGUAAAUCUGUAGCGGAAAGUAAUACCAAUAACGGGGACAAGAAGGGGUGGCGCCGCAUGCCGUACUUACCCUUGUAUGUACCAUUUGGGCAGCUUUUUCUCCUGGGGAAUUCAUCUGUGGAGUUUCUCUCUGGUGCAGAAUACUCAAAAUUGACAUCGGCGGAAAGGUUUAAAGUCUCUCAAACCAGUGGAAAGAUGAGUGAAGUCAAACAUAAAGGCAGUGUAUUGUCUAUUUAUCCUUAUCCCUCCACAAGCAUGAAGCGAGAAAACCCUCUGCUUAACGUUUCUGUCUUGGCAGUCAUGCUAUCUGUACUUGCUGAAGUAAGGGAAAGAUUUCAAUCGCAUUCGAUGAAGUCAUACAGAUCCCGGUUUCAAAGAAUCUAUGAACUUUGCAUGAGCGAUGACACAAUACCUUUCUUGGGGAUUGAACAAAUGCAGCAAUUCCCACAGUUACAGAAAUGGUUAGGCAUUUCCGUCGGUGGGACUGUUGAUCUAGGGCACAUUGUGGAGUCCCCUGUCAUCCGUACUGCCACUUCACUUGUUCCACUCGGAUGGAGUGGUAUUCCUUGUGGGAAGAAUACAGAUCCUUUGAAAGUUGACAUAUCUGGUUUUGGGUUACAUCUGUGUACACUUGUUGAAGCUCGAGUAAAUGGGCGCUGGUGUUCAACCUCCGUGGAGUCUUUUCCUUCACCCCCAGCUCACUUACCAGAUCAUGGAGAACAACCAGAGGUUCAAAAUAUGCGAGUACUAGUUGGAGCUCCAUUGAGACGACCCCCUAAGCACCACAUGGUGGAGGAUAUACCUAUGUUUUCGUCAAUUGAUUCAUCCUACGUUGAUACAAAAUUGAAGCAAAACGUGUCCAAGGUAGAAGAGGGGAAUUUCAUACUCCCAGAUGGUUUAGAUGAUUUCGUCAUAUACUGUACAACUGAUUUUUCUACCGUCUGGAAAGAGGUUAAUCUGAGAACCCGUAGGGUUAGGUUAAUUGGUCUUGAGGGAUCUGGUAAAACCUCUCUUUUAAAGGCAAUUCUGGAUCGAGGCCGAAGUGUUCGCACUGAGAGUAUUGAAAAUCUACAUGCAGACAAUGAUGUUCAAGAGGGAAUUGCCUGUGGCUUGUGCUAUUCUGAUUCAGCUGGAGUUAAUCUGCAGAAUCUGAACAUGGAGGCAACACAUUUCAGGGAUGACCUGUGGAAAGGAAUUCGCGAUCUCAGUAAGAAAACCGAUUUGGUUAUACUUGUGCAUAAUCUAUCUCAUAGAAUUCCUCGCUACAGCGACUCGAAUGCUUCACAACCACAACCUGCCAUAUGCCUUCUCCUAAACGAGGCAAAAUCUCUUGGAAUACCUUGGAUACUUGCCAUAACAAACAAGUUUUCUGUCAGUGCACACCAGCAAAAGGCAGCUAUUAGUGCUGCUCUGAAGGAAUAUCAAGCAUCUCCUAGCACAACUGAGGUUAUCAACUCAUGUCCUUAUGUUAUGCCCAGUGCCGCUGGUGCUCCUCAAUCUUGGUAUACAGAAGGGAAAGAUCACGAGGGAAUGAAUGGUGCCCAAAAGUUAAUUUUUGCUCCACUUGAACUUGUCCGGAGGCCUUUCCAGAAGAAAGCAUCUAUUCUCCCCGUUGAUGGUGUAUCUGCUUUGUGUGAGCUUGUCCAUCGCGUACUUAGGAGCCAUGAAGAAGCUGCUUUGCAGGAGUUUGCCAGAGAUAGGCUUUUUGUGGAAUUGGCUCGAGAGAGAGCAGUUGCUGCAGGUGCAAUUCAAGAUUCUCAGGCAAAGGCCAAUUCUCUGAAUGCUGCCGCUGUUGGUGCUUCACUUGGUGCUGGUUUGGGCCUUGUAUUGGCUGUUGUCAUGGGUGCAGCGUCUGCUUUGAGGAAGCCAUAAAUUCUUUACCUUAGUCGGUCUUGUAUAUAUAGGCAUUUUUUCAAUUUUAUGACUGUACAAAAUAUAUAUAUGACGCAUUGGUUUAAGUAGAUUCUUUGUGUAUAUUUCUUGGGCCUCUCUAUGGUUGUCUGUCAGCAGAGAAUGAAGAUUUAAAUUUGGAUUAGUGCGACGAUAUCCUUGUAAUUUUGUGGGACUCUGGUUUGCUAGAACUCCGAUAGCCAGUUAUGUACUUGUUUGUUUGUCCAUCAACGUAAUAAGCCAGAUGCAUUAGCCUCAA
Nicotiana attenuata is the source of this 3727-nucleotide messenger RNA. RefSeq lists its product as uncharacterized. Bases 238 to 3450 code for a protein of 1070 amino acids. The transcript is spliced from 15 exons. The record is from RefSeq and is a predicted model, not a curated record. Lineage: Eukaryota; Viridiplantae; Streptophyta; Magnoliopsida; Solanales; Solanaceae. Gene Ontology annotation, biological process: lipid metabolic process.